AGUCAGGCACGGUGAAGGCGCUGCUCACUCUUCAGGUCACUCCUCGCCUCGAAUAUCCCCGUCAGUUUUGCCCGGGAUUGAAAUUUCACGGGUUUCAAAACACUCCCGUGACCACAAUGACAAUACGUCUGGCCGGCGCCAUGUUGAGACUUUUCGGCCACUUUUUGGGGGAAUCGCUCGCCUCCCGUCACUGGUUUUGGUGUCUCUCAUGUCUGUUUGCGACGGCUUUUAAGCAGGGUUAAUGGGCGGGAGGUGCGUUUUAAUGGCGUGUGUUUGGCGGGGUGGUGGUGUGGUGUGGGUACGACAUCCUCUCCGUGCACCAUAACUCCAGCAAUUUGCACCCGAUUGCCGGACGCACGAACUUGAAAAUAUUCCCAUAGUUUAGAUGAAUUAGCUUGUAUUUGCCUCCAUGUGCCCCUGUGGUGACGGCGGGGGUGUGCUGGGGGAGGUGGUGGGCGAGCGGGGGUGCGGGCGGCCGUGCUGGGGCCAGUGGGGGGCCUCAUGUCAGCUGGCCUCUCACUUCCCUUUGUGCAGCACGUUGGUGGAGCUAUUUUCGCUGAGGUUUUCCCUAACAAGACCUGCCCACCACCACCACCAUGUCGGAGGAGCUGCAAACAGAUUUCGAGGGUGGUGAUGCAGGUGCAUCUAAGGUGUAUCCAGCUCAAUGCUCCUCCCUUCGUAAAAAUGGUCAUGUCGUGAUCAAGGGCCGUCCCUGCAAAAUUGUGGAGAUGUCCACCUCCAAGACUGGCAAACACGGCCAUGCCAAAGUUCACCUGGUUGGUAUUGACCUGUUCAGCGGUAAGAAAUAUGAAGACAUAUGUCCCUCCACUCACAACAUGGAUGUGCCUGUGGUGAAGCGUGCCGACUAUCAGCUGAUCGACAUUUCGGAUGACGGUUUCUUGUCCCUCAUGAUGGAGUCGGGUGAUCUGCGUGAUGACAUUAAAGUCCCAGAAGGUGAUAUAGGCACAGAAAUCAAGACCAAGUUCGAGAAUGGGGAAGACCUCUUGCUGACAGUUCUAUCUGCUAUGGGCCACGAAAUGGUAGUUGCCACAAAGCCAAAUAUGAAAUAAAUUACUCCUUCCAGCUGCAACUACUACAACCAUCAUCACCACUACCAUUACCAUCUUCAUAACCAACCAUUAUCGCGUUAAAAAUAUAUUUUUUUUCAUAUUAGACCAAUCCUGUGACAGUUACAUUGUUUAAUAUCUGUGAUCACAUUCAACAACGGGGUUCAGGGUGCCCAGAAGUGAUUCCGUGAUUGAUGAAGCCCAAGUUUGACUGUCCAAUUACAACCGUAACAUCAGGUUGCCUUUCCCAUACGCUUUAAAGUUUAACAAUGGCUCAGGGAAAGGGAAGAGAAAGUCACCAUCAAAAUAGCUCCUCCCAGUGUGUUGUUUGUUUUGAAGAUUCACAACCACUUAAAGUGUGUGGUCUUGUAUGUGGAGGGCAAGCCCCAGUGUGAGCUGAAAUAUUACCCAUGUGGGUUGGUUUCAUAAUCUGUGACCAAAUGAGGAAUAAAUGGUGUGUUGUUUAUAUGGCGUUUGAUUGUUCAAAUAAUCCAAGCUUCAAUGCAGGAGAGCCUAUUCCUUUUUUACUAUUAUCAUAGGAUAUGGGCCCAUUAUAUGGGUUGGAGGAAAGCUUUUAUCUAACUUGUUUUUGUACUUCUUUGUGCAUAAUUAAUAUGCUAACUGUUAGAAUAAAUUUACAACCAUUCCAGUGUUA
This is a messenger RNA of Scylla paramamosain (green mud crab), 1722 nucleotides long. RefSeq names its product eukaryotic translation initiation factor 5A-1-like (gene eEF5). NCBI's taxonomy places the organism in Eukaryota, Metazoa, Arthropoda, Malacostraca, Decapoda, Portunidae. The transcript is spliced from 5 exons. Gene Ontology annotation, molecular function: ribosome binding; RNA binding; translation elongation factor activity. The record is from RefSeq and is a predicted model, not a curated record. Gene Ontology annotation, biological process: translational elongation; positive regulation of translational elongation; positive regulation of translational termination. Bases 597 to 1070 code for a protein of 157 amino acids.